AUGAACCCGGUUAUUGACUACUUUGAUAUCAGAUAUUACGCUAAUAUCUCGAUUGGAAGUCCGGGUAAGCUUCGGGAAUUCGUGGGGCUUUGAUGAAAGGAGGUUGCUGUAAAGGGCAUUAGCCAGAUUUUGGCGAGAAUACCGUAAUUUUGAGGACAGGAUUUUUCAAAUUUCGGCCGGGUAUAUCUAUGUAGGUCAGCCAUCAAUUUCAAGUGCCUAGGAAUAGAUAUACCGGCUCUUGCAAGCUUUUGAACUAAAUAUGUAAAACAAAAUAUGGCCGAACAAUGUGCGAAGACGUUAAUGAGAAUAGUGCUUCAAGUGGAGCAUUCAGAUUUGUUCGAAAUUUCGAACAUAGUUCAUGAGCUGGCCGCAUAAUCAAUCCUUGAAGUUUUAGCCCCCAUUUUCUGGCGAGACAUUCAAGGACCACUAGGCAAAAUGAAAAAAGACAUGCCUCUUUUUUGUCUCUCCGCGGAGCAUUGUUAAUUUCUGCAUAAACAUUGCAGCGAUCGUAACUGGCCCUAAGAUCAAUAUGCAUAAAACCGUAAACAAAGGAUCAAGGUUUCCUAAUCCGAUUGUUGGUUUUCUCCGCCGUUAAUGUAAAGCGCGAGCUAUAACUUUCAGAGACCGAUUUGUGACUUGUUCAGAACCCGCAUGCAAAAGAAAACUUCCGUAUUGAGCUCUUGACUUGAUUCUUUGUCUUUUGAAACUUUUAUUGUCCCUUUGUUAGGGAAACUCUUUAUCACCGCCAUGGCUAUAUAUAGUCUAUCAAUGCAAUAACAACAUGAUGAUUGCUCAUUUUUAUAGCUCAAGAGUUCCGUGUUCGACUUUGCACUGCUGGCGCCGAGUUCUGGGUGAUCAGCAAAGAUUGCACCAAGGAGUAUUGCGACAAAGAUAAGAGGACUGGCUAUGAACAUCAUAAAUAUGAUCCGGAGUAAGUCAUUUAAAAAGAAUAUGCAGAUCACUGCGAAGGUCCUGCAAAGUCUUAAACAGCAGUCGUUCAAACCUUCAUCGGCCACUGUUACAAAAGACGAAAAAAGGGUUCGAAAAACACGAUCAAUAAUCUUUGUGUUGCAGCAAGUCCUCCACACACGAAUUCGAUGGACGAUACUACAAAAAGAGUUACGAUGGAGGAAUGGUCGUUGGACAUUAUGCCAAGGAUACGCUGAAUGUAAGGAUAAAGGAUAUCUCCGAGGCACAUAGAGCCGUAAAAAAUCAUUUUUCCUUUGCAAGUUCUGCUUGAAAAAAAAGAGAGCCAAAACAGGUUUUAAGAAAACUUUCUACAACAAACACCCAUUUAGUAAAACCUAUCCAUAACAGACACUAUUAAACGUCUGGAAAUUCAACUUUAAGCCAAGCAAACUUCAUUAUUUUCAGCUCGGCUCCCUAACAAUCAAAAAUCAGCCCUUUGGAAGUGUGGACACAUUGUCCGGUUUCCUAGCCAGUGAAGACAACGAUGGAAUCAUGGGAUUGGGAUGGCCCUCAAAGGAAGAUGAGCCCCCUCUCUACAAUGUCUUACACUCUUUGGAUCAGCCCUUGUUCACGGUCUGGCUGGCUCGACACGACCAAAUUCGGGAAGGAGAAGCCGGUGGGGCCAUAACUUACGGCGGCCUGGACAAAUUACAUUGCGGAGAUGACAUCAAAUUCGUGGAGCUAAAAAAUGAACCGGUAAGGGGUUUCGUCAAAUUUGGGUGUCAAUUUUUAAUUCUUUUUUCUUUGAUUUUUUCAACGAAAAGUUUCGAAAUUUUGUUUUCUGGCAAUUUUUUAAAUAGAGUAUUUGGUAGUCGCACUCAUCUCAUUUCUUCUGUAUAUUUUGUUUUUUGAAAUGUUGAAAGGCUCAAUCAAAUUGAGACAGAACUUGAAAAUGGGAGCGGCUAAUCCGCUUUUAAAAUUGAAAUGAAUCAUCACUAAAACCAUCUUAAAAAAAUAAUACAGAAAAACUUUAGUGUCUAAAUCCACUUUUGCGGCGAUUUCGAUAUUCUAAACAGCUUGCAACAGAAUGCCAAGAUUUUAGGAAUUUUGCGCGAAAUUGAUUUUUGAAUUUCAAACGAUAAAAAGCAGAAAAUUAAAGCUGAAUGAAUGUCAUUUGUAGGCGUGAGAUACAUGAUAAAUAGCUCAGUUUGAAACGUAUUACAACCUUGCAACAGAAUGCCAAGGUUUUCUAAAACUGGCGGGAAUUUGAGGUGUUGAAUUUUUAGUCAUCUAAGAAUUGAAAAUAUUGCCUUAGUACAUCAAUAUUUCCAGCAAUCCUCCUGGAAGCUCAAAGUGGACAGCGUAUGGACAGAAAAGGUCCGAAUCGCCAAGGAAGAGUGGUACAUCAGUGAUACCGCCUCACCAUUCACCUACGUUCCUUCAGCCAUCUUCAAAGAUAUUACCAGCAAGAUCGAGGUGGUUGUCAGUGGCGGCUACUACACUGUCAACUGUGAUGCCGUUAAACAGUUGAAAAGUGUCACAUACACCAUUGGAGGGCACAAUUAUACUGUGCCAGCAAGCGAAUUGGUCUUGGAGGUGAGAUUUUUAGACUUGAAAUCUUCAAAAAUUGCAUUAUUAGUUCUUUUCCCAAGGCGCUUUGCCAAACUUUUUCAUAAUCUCUUGUAUUCCAAGCACUUUCAUAUUAAUCUUGAUAAAAGUUUUCCAACCCUGAUCGACUGAUCGACGCCAACAGAUUUGUUGAACAGUUUGAUAAAAAUCAACCGUAACCCCACACUUUUUUGGCCUAGGUUGUUUCACGUGGGCACAGGGACAAAACCGCUUAUAACUAACUGAAAAGAUAAGGGGGAGAGAAGAUAAGAGUGGCGCUACUUGCAGGAAAUUUACAAAUUGGAAGUCGAUCAAAAAAUAAAUUUUGAGUUUGAAUUCAACGAUAAAAAUCGCAAUCAACAAGAAAAUUUGAGUUUACUAUAUCUAAUCAAACCAAACUUCGACUAAAUAAAUCAUACAUAUUUUCAGAUGCAAGAAGGUGGCAGUAAGUGCGUGCUGGCCGUAACGAACGAUGAGAAAGUGUUGGGCGAGCCGUUUAUCCGCCGAUACUGUCAUGUGUACGAUUAUGGAUCAAAAAGGAUCGGACUGACCGAAUCAAAGAAACCAGAACCCCUUAGGGCGUUUAGAAAACAACUUGAGAGCAAGUUUUGGGGCUAA
Molecule: messenger RNA, 3135 nt
Organism: Bursaphelenchus xylophilus (pine wood nematode)
Lineage: Eukaryota; Metazoa; Nematoda; Chromadorea; Rhabditida; Aphelenchoididae
Source: the annotation of a GenBank genome assembly